UCGCAUUUGGGAAUUGCAUACCGCUGCGGUCGGUACGGCCUCGUGAAAUCCGAUAAGAAAGCCGCGAAAAUUUGGAAGCGCGCCGUGGAGCUCGGGAACGUGGACGCGAUGAGGCACCUUGCGAGAUUGCAUGAGACUGGAAGUGGCGUCAAACUGGACAAGAAGAAGGCGGAGCAGCUGUAUCGCGCGGCCGCAGAUCGGGGCGACGCAGUCGCGCAAUGCAAUUUAGGGAUUUUCCUUGAUUCUGGGAAGAAGUUUGAAAAAGCGGUCCGGUACUUCGCGCUCGCCGCGGAUCAAGGCUAUACCGAUGCGGAGCUCAACCUUGGCUGCUGUUACAUGGACGGAGAAGGCACGGAAGUCGACCUCGGCAAAGCCAGAUACUGGUUCGAGCGCGCCGCUGCCAAGGGCCGCGAGGAAGCUAUAACGGCCCUCGCGCACCUCGACGCGCAACUUGGAAGAUUGUACAGGACCGGGAGUGGCGUCAAGCUGGACAAGAAGAAGGCGGAGCAGCUGUAUCGCACGGCCGCAGAUCGCGGCGACGCGGUCGCGCAAUCCAAUUUAGCGGUUUUCCUUCAUUCUGAGAACAAAUUUGAAGAAGCGUUCCGGUACCUCGCGCUCGCGGCGGAUCAAGGCUGGACCGCUGGAGAGCAUAACCUUGGCUGCUGUUACAGGUACGGAUCAGGCACGGAAGUCGACCUCGGCAAAGCCAGAUACUGGUUCGAGCGCGCCGCUGCCAAGGGCAGCGAGGAAGCUAUAAACGAGCUCGCGGAGCUCGCGGAGCUCGACGCGCGACUGGACAAGAAGAAGGCUAUGCAGCUGUUUCGCACGGCCGCAGAUCGGGGCGACGCGGUCGCGCAAUCCAAUUUAGGGAUUUUACUUCAUUCUGUGGAGAAAUUUGAAGAGGCGGUCCGGUGCUUUGUGCUCGCGGCGAAUCAAGGAUAUACCGAUGGAGAGCAUAACCUUGGCGCCUGUUUCUACGAUGGCAUAGGCACGGAAGUCGACCUCGGCAAGGCCAGAUUCUGGUUGGAGCGCGCCGCUGCCAAGGGCAACGAGCUCGCUAUAGAGAAUCUCGCGCGCCUCGACGCGCGAGAUAUUGCCUAA
This is a messenger RNA of Aureococcus anophagefferens, 1101 nucleotides long. RefSeq lists its product as hypothetical. Gene Ontology annotation, molecular function: protein binding. The transcript has 3 exons. The record is from RefSeq and is a predicted model, not a curated record. NCBI's taxonomy places the organism in Eukaryota, Pelagophyceae, Pelagomonadales, Pelagomonadaceae. The annotation marks the transcript as partial.